CUCUGCUGCCCAAUGGGCAUGUGGCAGAGUCUGUUGAUCGCGUGAUGGGCUAGCCAAUGGGCGCGCUGUAGAGACGGUCUAAGCGUCUCUCGUGCUCUGUCUUUUCCCGAAUGAGGGGGCCCCUCCUCUCCACCUGAGACCCGCUUGCUGGCUGGGCCCCUCGCAACGCGUGUGGGGGCCGGGGGCUGUAACGUGAUGAGCCGAGACCCUGCGAAGGGAGAGGGAAGGCUCUGGCCUCGGUCGCGGGGUGAGGCGGCAGCGGCGGGUCCAGCCGGGAGCGACAGCGGCUGCUGCGCAGGGCGGCCCGGGCCUGCCUGGUAAAGGAUCGACCCCAAACCGCCCUUUACAGGAUACAAUGAGGAAACCUCUAAGGAAUUCUAGGUUGUUGCUGGCAGUUGGGGGAAAAAGACUCCCUCUCAAAGCUGUUUAAAUGAGAAUGUCCCUGGCGCAGAGAGUGCUGCUCACAUGGCUUUUCACAUUACUCUUCCUGAUCAUGUUGGUGUUAAAAUUGGAUGAUAAAGCACCAUGGAACUGGUUUCUUAUCUUUAUUCCAGUUUGGAUAUUUGAUACUAUCCUACUCGUUAUGCUAAUUGUAAAAAUGGCUGGGCGAUGUAAAUCUGGCUAUGACCCUCGCAAUGGUUCUCAAAAUGUAAAGAAAAAGGCCUGGUACCUCAUCGCAAUGCUGCUUAAAUUAGCUUUCUGCCUUGCCCUCUGCGCUAAACUGCAACAAUUUACUGAAAUGAAACUAGUGUAUGUCUUUAUCCCCUUAUGGGCCUUACUCAUGGGGGGAAUGAUUGAGCUUGGAUAUAACAUCUUCUACGUACGAAGAGACUAAGUUGUAACAAAACUUUUUCAAGUUGACCAGUAUCAAAUUACUAGAUCAUCCUAUCUUGGUACAAGCUUAAACUUCACACAGCAAUUACAAAUGUCAGUCUGAAAAUUUUAUUUAAGACAGGCUGGUAUUAAAGUGGAUUUGUUCAGUUCUUAUUUUAGAACUGUCACAAAUAUCGUCAUGUAAAUAAAGUAUGUUUGACUUCA
Molecule: messenger RNA, 1038 nt
Organism: Chrysemys picta bellii (western painted turtle)
Lineage: Eukaryota; Metazoa; Chordata; Testudines; Emydidae
Gene: TMEM60
Product: transmembrane protein 60
Source: RefSeq, a predicted model, not a curated record